Choloepus didactylus (southern two-toed sloth) is the source of this 4593-nucleotide messenger RNA. It is a transcript of the gene DTHD1, whose product is annotated as death domain containing 1. The record is from RefSeq and is a predicted model, not a curated record. NCBI's taxonomy places the organism in Eukaryota, Metazoa, Chordata, Mammalia, Pilosa, Megalonychidae. The coding region runs from base 124 to 2844 and encodes 906 amino acids. Gene Ontology annotation, biological process: signal transduction. Gene Ontology annotation, molecular function: protein binding. The transcript has 10 exons.
UGUUGGCUAGCAGACUUGGAACAGCUCCUAGAUUUUAGGAGAAAUAACAAUCACCAAGUUUGAAUUUGCUAAACCUUUAGGUUUUGCUGGCAAGAAAGAAGCAUACCACUUUUAAAGCAUAAAAUGGAUAUGGAAGACAUAGGCUCUGGUAAGCUUGGCCAAAUACUGAAGCAGGUUUGGAGACAAGACCUGAUGCUAAAGCAGGCACUCGUAGGCGAGGCCCUUUGUGAGGAGGCUGGCGGGCCCACUUGGAUAGCUACAGUGAUCUUUCUGGGUCAAGGGUUCAGUGGGGCUCUCCAGCAACUGUUGGAGCACACUGCAGGGACCCUACGUUCCACCUGCCAGCAGCUGCAGGUACUGCUUGACAAGGAGAAUCAAUGCACGUGGAGACAAGAAAUCAUUACAUUCAUAGACUGCCUCAUGAAAAUAAAUGAAUAUUUGGGGACCACAGCUACACUUCUAAAGAAAAAAGAAAAGGAGAUGUGUAAUUUAUGCGGCAAGCGUGCUGAAUGUACUCCACUGCAGACAAUGUCCACUAUUCAAGAUAUCAAGGCAACAGACAUUGCUGCCAGAGGGGAAUUAGAUGUCAUAGAAACAGCUAAUGUGUCUCCCACAAAUGGAGAGGAGUGUCAUUGCAAAAAACAGGUCCAGCUAAAAAAAAAUAAAACCCAUAUGAGUUCAGAAUUAAUGGAAAAAGAAAAUAACACAUCACUGAAUGGAGAUGUAAUAAGGCAAGAGGAGUCACAGAACAAAAUGUUCCCAGAUAAUGCAGAAAAUGAAGAUGAUAAACAAAUAGAACACAUGUCUAUUGAGGACAUUGAUGGCAACAAGAAAGAGAUUCAUGACAUAAUCCAGACCACAGAAAGAGAAAUUCAAGAGAUCUUGGAAAGCCAAAGAGAAGAGAUUACCACAUCCUCACUAACAUGCGAUAACGUCAAUAAAUAUGUGAAUAGUCUUCUUCCUAAUAAUGCAGAUAUUCUAAGUCAAAAGAAUAACAUAAUGGAAAAAGAGUAUUUUGAUGUGCUAAGUGCUAAUAUUGGCCCUGAAGUAUCUUGUUAUAUUAGAGCACCAUCGUAUGUUCUACAACACCUAGAAUGCCGGAUAAUUAAUAGCAUGAGUUCUUUAGUAGUGAGUGAUAAUGAAGAGUUGGUCAGCAAUGUCAUCACUAUUGAGUUCUCAGAUCAAGAAAUGAGAAUCCCUUUUCCAAUAUGUAUUGCAAUCCCAUUUACUGCACAUUACAAGGGAAAUUACAGAGACAUCAUGGUGAAAGUGUAUGACAUAAAUCUUCAACCAAGUUACCUAAUUCCAAAUUCACUGGAAGGAGUAAGAGGGAGUUAUAAGGGCACCUGUGCUGAAGUGAAAGUUUACAAAUUGGGUAUCUUUUCUGUUGUGUCUUGUUUAAAGAAAGAGUCCUUCAUAGUUACAAAGAAAGGUCUAACUCUUAAGCCAAGCAUGGAUUCCAGAAUAUCCUUAAACUACCCUCCAGGAGCUUUCAACUCACCAGUGCUUGUACAAUUAAAGGUUCAACCCAUUGACCCAUCUUUGGUGGUACAUUUAAAAGCAAAGCAAGAUACUGCCUAUUCAGUGAUAUCCACAAGCCCUCUGAUUCAUGUUCAGCACCCAUCAACACAUCCUUUUCAGAAGUCAGUCACUGUGUUUCUACCCUGCUCUCCACUCCCUGAUAAAAAGAAUCUGGGGUCUGAGAUAAAUCAUAAAAGAACAGCCAGUGUCAUGAGAAACAGGGUAAUACCUUUAUACUUUAACUGGACAAAAAGUGCUUCCAUAAGAAAAUCUGGAAACAUUGCCUGUGAAACUCUGAAAUUACUGGGAUUCAGAAGUCGAGAUGGCGGUUGGUUUGGGCUUGAUGAUACUGUGGUGAGAACGAUGCAGAGUGGCUUGGUAUCCUUUGAACUGUGUGAACAUUUAGAAAGGUUUAUUGUGCUUCAUCUCUCCUCCAUGGUGGACAAUAGCCAUUUGAUUUCUUUUGUGAAAUCUUUAGAGGAAGCCACACUCAGCACCACUGCCUGCAUAGUACUGUAUCACCAAAAAAACAAUCCACAUAGAGCAGUUAUUUCAGUGGUGCCCUCUAAGGAUUUAAACCAGGAGCUUAACAACUUGCGAUUGGAAGGAUUUAGAGGUCCUCCAGAGCCUUCUCAUCAUUUCCAAUUAAAAGAAGGAGAACAACUUCUCUUAAGGUUUACUGGAAACAUAUUUGCUUCAAGCAAUGGAAAGGAUUAUGCAAGAGACUACAAGCUUAUUUUUCACUUACAAAGAAAACCCAGGCUGGAACUCCAACUCAAAGAGGUGGAUGAAUUUGGAAACUAUAGCUGCCCUCAUUAUAAGGGCACCAUUAUAGGUUACAAAGUACCUAAAGAAAAGAUUGUCCUUAACUUGGAUCAAUCUCUUGUAAUUAAUGAAAACCAUUGUCAGUUGCCAAUUUGCAGAUUACCAUUGAGCUUGCCAAAGCAUGAAAAAUUAAUCAACCGUCCACAGAGUACCAAAAGAAUUUCUACAGAUCCUCUAGAAGCCCUUUGGGAUAACUUGCUCUACUGGCUGGCAGAGGAGCUCUCGGAGGAAAACACUGCAUCUCUGUGCUCAUCCCUCCCCCUGCGCCGCGGCACCAUUCAGCUCAUCAAACUGAAGAACCCCGACAGUCUCACAGAGCAGAUCCAUGAGCUCCUUUGCUUCUGGAAGAAAUCACUCCCAACUUCCACAGAUAAACUUCGCCUUCUGGCUCGUCAUCUCCGCAAGAUUGGUAGGGGUGAUCUUUCAGAAGAGCUCAAAUUCAAGUGGGAACAUAAAGUGUUCACUGAAUCACAGCAAUGGUUUGAUACAGAAGAGUAGAAGCCGGGUUGUCCUUUCUUUUGCCCUAGAAAAAUGUCAUGGUUGGUUUUUAAAAUAGUUUCUGUCAACAUUUUACUGGCAGUUUCCACGUAACGCUGUUCUAAGUGAAUCUAUAUGAUAGAUGUGCUAUUAAGAAAUCAAUGGAGACAAGUAGAGAAGCACUGGUCAGACAAUAAAAGGCAUUCCUGGGUUUGAGUGCUCUUUUCUGGUUCAGUGGUGAGUGUUCUGUAAGCACGAUUGUCUUGAGUACAGCCAAACUAAAUUGCAUUUGUAAUAGAGUUUGUCCUGUUUCCAUUUUAAUAGUUGAGAUUUCAAGUGGAAAGGAGAUAUAUGAUGCACAGAUUCACUGUUUUUGUCAGUAUCUGAACAAAAUUAAACAAGUUACCCAUGAGUCCAACAACUAAUUCACGUUAUGUAGAUACUGCAGAGCCCACAGGUAACAAAAUUAGAUAACUGAUGUUUACAAUAGCAAGUCUCUUUAAGAAAACAAAAAAAUUGGGAUAAAUUUAAUGUAGAGUAACAUUUCAUCCAUUUACUGCCACAAAUGUUUAUUUUAUACAAAUUUAGUUUAGGAUAGAGAAAAUAUCACAUUUUAUUAUUAGUGAAAUGAGGCAGUGCAGAGAAAAUGAAGUGUCAGUAAAAGAAUUCAGAUUACCUGCUUGGAAAUCAACUGGACAGAAAUCUUACUAUACAAGCCCAAUAUGCUCAUUAUUUUUUUAAAAUUUAAAAGUACCACAAAAACUAAAAGAAAAAAAUAACACUUACCUUAACUUCUCUAUCCUUUGAUAAUCUCUUUAAAUGUCUUAAUGUAUAAACUUUGAGUCUUUGGAAAACCUAAAGCACUUUAACUCCCUGAAGCAGUUUGAUACAAAUGGGACAUUGCAUUAGCUUAACCAAUUUAUUAAUGCAAAACCAUCAGGGCCUUGGUUUGCAAACAUCAGUAGCAAUUAUUUUCAGUUAUUGAAUGCUUAGAAAUUAAUGAAACUCCAUGAAAAAUUAAACAUUUAGAUGUCACUCCAAUUUAAAGGCAAGAUUUCUGUCUACAAAUUAACACACACACACACACUCCAUUUCUUCAGUUCCCGCAUAAACACACUCUCAGUCUUACAAAAUGCAUUUAAAAACACAAAUCCCUUUCCACACACCACUCACAGACAUACCCUCAAACAAGCAUACAUAAUUCUUAUACACACAGUCUCACAUCCACCUAUACAAUCUCACACACUCACUCCCAUCUCUCUCUCAUACACACUCAUUCACAUACAUACAUAUUUAUUCACAUACAUACCCUUAGACACACACAAACUACUUCACACACAUAUACACACUGACUCACAUUUUUCCUCAUAAAUAAAAAAGUAUAUAUAUUGUAACAGUAAAACAAUAUAAAGAUAAAUGGAGAAAAAAAUCAAUCACCUCUCGGUACCAUUUCCCUUAGGAAAUCAAAGGAAUCAGCCUGAUGUGUGAAUUUGUCUCUUGUGUUGAAAUCUUGCCUUGAUGCACACUUAGUUUUUGUUGUGACUUAUAUGGACCACACUGGUGAUGCCUCCGACUUCUAGUUGGGUUUGGCUAAUGAGGAGUAUUUAGCAGGCAACUGGCAGGGAGGGAGAAGAGUGAGUUAGACUAUUCCUCUGUCUUCCUCCUUGUGAAUUCACCAUGGCCUGCGGGACACUGUUAUCGAGUUCCGACUUGGCGGGCCUGGGCCAGGGGAACUGAUCAGCCCCUAGGAAAGGUAGUGGGGCACGGGUG